AUGAGAGUACAAUUAACGGAGGAGUGUAGCGUGAUAGUGCAACAAAAACUCCCAAUUAAAAAGAAAGAUCCGGGAAGUUUCACCAUUCGUUGCACCAUUGGUAGAACGUUGAUUGAAAGGGCGCUGUGUGAUUUGGGAGCGAGUAUUAAUUUAAUGCCACUAUCUAUAGCCAAACUCAUUGGUUUGCAUGAAAUUAGCCCCACUACGAUGUCUCUUGUUAUGGCGGAUCGGUCUAUCAAGUAUCCCCAUGGUAUUAUUGAGGAUGUUCUUGUCAAGGUAGACAAGUUGGUUUUGCCCGUGGAUUUCGUUAUUCUUGAUAUGGAGGAGGAUUCUAAUACUCUAAUUAUUUUGGGGAGACCUUUAUUGCGUAUGGGGAGAACUCUUAUUGAUGUGAAAAAAUGGACUUUGGUGUUGAGAAUUGCGGAUGAACAAGUCAUAUUCAAGGUGUUUGAAACCACUAAAUACCCGAAAGAUGGAGAAUCUUGUUUUCGAAUAGAUACGAUGGAUCAUACCUUGGCUCACACUUAUGCCAUAACUUCUUGCCAUGACCCUCUUGAGACUUGUUUGGUGAGUAAGGAUGCUUUAUGGUAUGGUGAUGAUGAUGUGGUGGAGCUUAUGAAUUGCCUAGAAUCUAUGAAAGAGUCUAAACCGAGGAGAUUCUAG
Tripterygium wilfordii is the source of this 663-nucleotide messenger RNA. RefSeq lists its product as uncharacterized. Lineage: Eukaryota; Viridiplantae; Streptophyta; Magnoliopsida; Celastrales; Celastraceae. Bases 1 to 663 code for a protein of 220 amino acids. The record is from RefSeq and is a predicted model, not a curated record. The transcript has a single exon.